Molecule: messenger RNA, 7593 nt
Organism: Symbiodinium sp. CCMP2592
Lineage: Eukaryota; Dinophyceae; Suessiales; Symbiodiniaceae
Source: the annotation of a GenBank genome assembly
AUGUCACCAUGCCUGCUCGAAGUCGAUCUCGUGAGAUACAAGGUUCGCAGCGAUGAUCCCGAGGAUCUUGUGAAUGAACUGUGGCAAGGUCCUGUUACCGACACUACUUUGCCUCUGACUUUGGUUCGCAGCCUUGGCCUCGGGGCCUUGCCUGUCUGUGGAGAGGAAAUCCCCCCAGCAAAGGCCGACUACUACCAGCUCAUUGGCGUGGGCCGGGAUGCCACUCUCCACGAGAUCAGGUCCAAGUUUCGUGCAAAGGUCCUCGCCGAGCACCCGGACAAGGGCGGAGACCCAAAGAAGUUUCAGCUCCUCAACAAGGCCUACAACGUCUUGACAGACCAGGAGAAGCGCCGGCGCUACGAUACCACCGGCCGAGCCGAGAAGUCUGCGGAAGAGGAGUUCGUGGAGGGAUUUGCGGGUGGCAGGCAUCACUUCGAACCCCGCAGCAAGGAGGCCGAUGAGAAAGCAAUUGUGAGCUUGAAGGACCGGAUCAUCACAGGAAACCAGACGCAUGAAGAGGGCUUCGCCGAGUGGCUCCGGCAGAGGGAUCAGCAGGCCAUGGUCCUGACUGAUAAGGACUUCAUGAAGACGCACCUCUUCAAUGCCUCCGAGUUGGCAACGAAGAUCAACCACCCUGGGCCAGUUCAGCACAUCCUGGGAUCGCCCAAGACCGAUGCUUACGGGCAAGCUAUGGGUGGCGCCGUACAGGUGCAGGUGAAGCCUCGGCCCUUGAAGAAGACCAUUGACCAUGACGAGGUGCUGGUACGAAUGCUUGCUGUACCAGUGGACGACUCCAUGGUUUAUGCUGAUCUCAAGAAGACCGGUGUUUGCCUUGGCAUGACCGGGGUCGGCAGAGUUGAACAGGCAGGAACUCGGGUGGAAGACUUGAAGCCAGAGGAUGCAGUUCUGGUCCUUCCGAAGCCUACCAAGUUCUCCUCCGGACAUCCGAUUGGAACUGGCAGAACCCUGCUUACAUGCAGCGAGGAUGACUUGCUGCGAAUCCCUUCGGAGAUCUUGGAGCAGCUGACGCCUGAGCAGAUCUGUUUGACCCCAACCAUCGUCUGCGCCUACACGGUUCUGGAGCAGUUCGGCAGCAAGCUGAAGCCGGGCGACUCCGUUUUGAUCAACGCUGCUCACCUGUCCGCCUCCGGCUCGGCUCUGCUGCAACUCUGCAAGCUCCUGAAGCUGAAGCCGCUCUGCAUGCUGCCACUCCCCGGGUCUCCCAAAAAUCUUGCGAAAGGCGAGUACGGUUCCAAGGCGGCUUGGGCGGAGGUCGACAACCGAGCGGCCGCAACACCUACUGUUCGAGCCCAGUACGAGCGCAUCUCGGAGCAGCUGGUGACCAUGGGAGCAGAGGAGGUCUUCCCCGAUGCCGUCGCGCUCUUGCGGUGGCGAGAUCGCAACCAGCGCAUGCUGCCCAAACUCGCCUUGGAUGGCAUCGCCACGCGUGACUCCUGCGAGCAGCUGAUCCACUGCCUGCAAUCUGGUGACAAGGAUGCCCAGAUUGUUGUGUACGGCCACGGCAUUGCUCAACCAUUGGAGAUUUCGCCGCCUUUGCUCGCGGCCUGGGGUGGUCGCAUUGUUGGCUUCAACAUUUCAAGGUGGGUGCACUCCUUGUCUGCCAACGCCAAGAAGAUGAUGGCUGUCAUGGUCACCAAGCUUGUGCGGGCGAACAAGUUCGUCCUGGACACCGUCGUUUACAAGGUCGGUGAGGAUGCUUGCAGCGAGGCCUUCUCCCGAGCCGCGGAUGCCAGCGACAACACCCAGGUGGUGCUGGUCUUCCCCACUUUGCAGGAGGAGCUGGCCUUGUCUGCUCAGGAGCAGAGGGCCGAAAAGGAGAAGCAAGCCAAGCACAAGGAGGAGGAGGCCGCCAAGAAGAAAGAGGAGGAAGAGCGCGACAGGCUGAAAGCCGAUUGGCUGAACCUGCUCUUCACGGACCAGAGCGUGGCUGCCAUGAGCCCAGAGGGUCCUCUGCCAACAGCGCACGAGGGUGGUAACCUGGACAGUCCGAAUGCACUGGUGAUCUGGCUGGGAGAUGACUCCCAGAACGAAGCGGCUGCCGUAAGGGAAGUCGCCUCGCAAGUUGGAAGCGCUGCCUUCGUCUCCCUUGCUUGGGCUCAGCAUCCCGCAGCUGAGGCCUUCACCGAUUUCUCCUUGAAGUUGCCAGAGGUCGUGGACGGCUCCUUCUUCCUUCGGGACCGCCAGGCCUUCGAGAACCAGGACCUGGACAUGCUCCACGAUGUGGAGCUCUUGGGCCGCUGCCUCGCAGAGUCCAUCGAGACAAAGCUGGGGGAGUUUGGCCUCAGCUGGGACAAGGUGGUGAUUCUCGGCUUUGGCAAGGGCGCCGGCAUUGCCCUCUAUGCAUCCCUCCUGAACAUCUUUGCGCAGCAGGUGGCCGCCACCGUCCUCUUCAGCCCCAUCGUGCUCUUCCCGUCAUUCCUGGCUGAGAAGAUGCAGGCCUUGCGCCAGACGACGACCGGCAAGAUGAAGGUGUUCGCUGUCUGGGGCAAUCGCAACAGGUCCACGCCUGGUACCUACCGCCAGCUGCUGGCGCAGACCAUGCGCAAGGCGAAGGACGUGGUGUUCACGCCCGACACCCUUCCCGACGGGGACCACUCCUUCGACAUGAAGAGCGCGGUGAUCGGCUGCUGUUUGAGCCUUUCAGCAGCGGACAUGCGAAUGUCCACGGCAGCCAAGGCAUCUGCAAAGCAGAUUCUGAAGCAUGGGCUGUCCUCAGGUUGCCUUCGGUCGGGCACCGACCGGCGGCUGAGGACUGGAGCUGGCCUCCUGCCGCGCGCCUCUUGCCUGCGAUGGAGUCGCCUCCUCUCCAAGUUGAGCACAGAAAAGUCACAUUGGUACGGUAGUGAAGAUUGGCUGCGGCCACAUCUGCUGACAUGGGGUUCCAUUCUUGCACAGCGCAAGCUGGAAACGCUGCAGAUUGGCUCUUGCCCUCGAGAGGGCUCGAAGCUGGACCAACUCCAACUUCUCUUGCGCUGCAAGGAUCUACGGCAUGCUGCCAGCAUUCUGGUGGAUGCAGGGUAUGGAGUGGGCCCUGCUGACUUGAUGGAAGCUCCGGCGGCGGAAGGUUUGGACGGAGAUGGAGUCUGGACACUCGUUGCGGAAGGAGGGCGGCCUCCUACACUCCGCGACUUGAAAGUGGAGGGGGCAGAUGUCCGACUUCAGGUGCAGACGAGUUCCCACCUGGUCUUUGCCGAGGUGUCCUCAAGCCCUUUCGGGGGCAGGGCCGAGGCCAGCAGCGCCGGGAAGCGAGUCAGAAGGGAGCACGAGCAGUCUGAGGAGGAGGAGCCCGUGGUCACGAUAAGGCUCCAGGCCCCGCGACUCCGUGAGGGCUCUGCUCGCCACUGGGCGAAAGUUGCCACUUCCGGUGUGGUCGCGGCCAAGGAGCCUUUCCGUGCUGCCAACUGCACAGUCGCACUGGAGCUUGUUGCCGCGGGUCCAUCAGACCUUCAUGGCUAUUGGAUCUUCACAGCAGGACUUUUUGUCAUGGUCGUGGCUCCGAGGGAGUGCUCGGGAUCCAGUUUCUGCAUGUCGGAUGCAGCUCUCGAGUCCCUUUGCGGUAGAACGGCUCCCUUGGAGAGACGCUCUCUCUGUGACGCUGUUGCUGGGAAGGUCGAGGACACUUCGGGUGCUCUCACGGUUCUGUGCAGAGCCUGGGCUCCGGAGGCAGCUGGCUCCUGCUUCUAUGAUCCGGCGACGGGAACUGGCGGACGGAUCGAGGUUUUCGAGGAGGAUCGACUGGUGGUUCAUCGCCGCACAGACGGAAGUGAGCUUCGCUGGAAGAUUCUGAAGAUGGAAGCCAACCCCUUCCCCGCGGCAGGUACGUCGGAUGAGCAGGAAGAAGAUGCUGCUGAUCCGCCGGAAGAUUCCAAAGCUGAACCUUCCAGGAGAAGAGAUGCAAAACCUGCCAGACGCAGUGACCAGGACACCUCGCAUUCGUUGCCGAGAUCGCGAUCAAGAGAGGAAACGAAAGAGAAGCAAAAAGCACGGACAAGGAAGGGCAAACAGGUCGACAAGGAAGCAAAGGACAGUUCAAAGGCGAAGGAGAAAGGACAGCAAAAGGAGAAGCAGACCCAGGAAAAGGAGGCCCUUACUGAAGAACACACGAAAGAGCGGGAGAAGCAGCGAGCGAAGGAACGACGCGAGAGGGACUGCGAGCGCGAUCGGGAAAAGGCAAAGGACAGGCCGCAGCGAGACCGGCUCGAGCCGAAGACCGCGGACCGAGACAGGGAGGAGUGGCGGGCGCGAGAGAGACAAAAGGCUCGGGAGCGCAUGCGGGAUGAGCGAGAAGCUGAAAGGAGCAGAGAAAGGGAUCGGGACAAGGAAAGGAAAGCUCGAGAUCGGCACAAGGAUAAGUCGCGCGAGCCUUCGCGAGACCGCGAGAAGCCGAGGAGGCAGCUGGAGAGGAGCCAUGCCUUUGACAAGGCAGCCGCUCCGAAGUCCACGUCUAUCCCUGCUGGGCAAGCUUCUGCCUUGCCCGUGACUACAAGCGCGACAUCGCUCUUGGCGGCUGCUGCUUACCAGGCCCGCGUCGAGCCGAGUCCGCCAAACCCGGAAGUAGAGCACUUCCUGUCGCUCAACAGCGUGGAGCCGCAUGCUGCCGCCAAGCUCCGAUCUCUUCCGCGCGCCCUGCAGCGGUCGGUGCUGGAGCGCGGUUCGCUGAUGGGAGCGCGUGAUCCGUCUGCAGUGCUGAUCUCUCGUGUCCGUGACAUCAUGAUGUCAACGGCACAUGCGAUGCCAACCCUGCCUAUCGUGUCCGUGACAUUGCCGAACGGACAGCAGGUGCACCCGGGUGUUGAGGCACUGAUCCUUCGCUUCGGCUUGGAUGCGCAGUGCGCGCAGCAACUCCGCCAGCUCCCUCUCCAGCUCCAGGCCGUGGCAGCUGAGCUGCCGGUGCACGAGGCGCGGAAUCCCUCCGCUUUCGUCAUGGCCCAGCUGCAGCUCCCUCGGUUUAAACAAGCCGCGGCAGCUGCCAAAGCGAUGCAAGCUGGGCCGGCGACCCAGCUCUCAGCUUUCAGUUUUCAUCACAUUGGAACCGGCAUCAAGUUCUUCGAAUUACUUUUCGGAGGCUCUGAGGCUGAUCUUGGCCUUCGGCCGACAAGGGCAAAGACCCUCCCAAGCGAGGCCAAAGAGGGCGUCUUGCUGCUGCCAUCCUGGCUCAAACCACCAUGUGGCAUCUUGACCUGGCAGUCGAGGCUGGUCACGAUGGAGAGCCAACCGCUCACAGGCCUUGAGUCUUCAGGGGCCGGCUGGCUAGCAUCUGCCAGCAAAAUUUCUGUUCCCUCUGCACCAGAGCCCCCUCCCAUUGGCGACAUUGGUGAGGAAGAUGACGACGACGAGGAAGUCGAUAGGCCUGGUGUCAGGACCCUGGAGAUGGGCAUCCUGUUGCAGGGGUAUGCCUACCGAUCCUCGGUCGAGCUGCCCUCGAACGGCCAACUCGUAGAGGUGGUGGGGCCUCUCCCGGCAGGGAUCGACAUUUUGGUCAAAGAUGAAGGUAGCCCUGAGCAUCCGGCGGCGCUGUGGAUAGAGGCAGAGCUCAAAGAUCUCGGUGUCUUCUAUCACGGCCUUCUUGUUAGAAUCGCCGGCGGCGAGUUUGCGGAGGUGGUGGUUAAUCUCAAGGCCUGCGUCGUGGGUCCCAGGGAAGGGCGAUUAUCGAGGAUUCACCACAACGUCGAGCUCAUAAGAGCUCUGGCGCCCGAGGAUGUCCAUGGCCUCUCUGAGGGCAGCGUCUUCAGGAAAGCGGCGCAGUUGAUGGAGGAAGACGACGAAGAUGAUGGCUUUGGAUCUGUGAUUUGGUUGGAUGAUGGGCUGGAGUGCAAUGCCAAACUCGUGGGGGGUGUGCUUCUGCAUCGGAAUGCAAUGGAAGCAGGGCUGGGCCCGCGCAGGCGACCGGGCCUGCAGCUCGAAGAUGGCUCGGUGUCUUCCGGGAGCACCACGCCGCAGAACGCCAGCCACUUCGCCCCGAGGAUUCUGCCGCCGUCUGGUGCGAGCACUCCAGCCCAACCAAGCAGCCUAGCAUGUCCUGCACAGCCGGAUGUCUGUUCCAGCUGCGGAUGGGUCUACAUGCCUGAUGCGGUCUUCUGCCGGCACUGUGGCCAGAAGCGAGACAUGGUUCAGGCUGAAGCAAGCCCUGCUUACGUGAGUGCAGCGAGCCCCAUGCCGGAGGUGUAUGCGGGGGAUGGCUUCACGUACGGAUCAGGUGCAGCAAGUCCCUUUCCUCCUGGAGUUACGGUCUACACAUCAGAGCCCACGCCGGCCUACUGCUCCACAUCAGGCACGGUAAGCCCGCUCCCUGCUGCAUACGCAGAUGAAGGUGCAGUAUACGGUUGGUCCGGCGCUGCCACUGCUCUGCCUCCAAGGGUCCUUGCCACGAAGCUGUCCCCGUCUGCCUACGACACCUCCGGUGUAGCAAGAUUGGCGUCUGGUCAGGCCACGUGGAUGGAGCCGACAACCGUGGCCAAUCAGUGUAUGGCGCCCGUUUCUAUGUCUGUGCCAGCUGGUUCAUCGACGGACGCUCCUGCCGCUACUCUCUCUGCGAUCUCCAAUGGGAUUUCCUCGAAUGGGUAUGCAUCCACGCGCAUUUCGUCCUAUGCACCUGCGAUGCCUUCAGUGCAGGUGGCGGGAGGAGCGUCUUGUGUGCUGCCUGCUGUGAUGCACCCGCGGGCAUCCACCCCAACCGUACCGGCCAGGUAUAGCAUUGCAUCGCCAGCAGUCGCAAGGGCCUCGGUGUCAGGGAGCUCGACUCCUGUGGUACCGGUUGGGUCCCAGUGGGGAGCCGUGUCGCCUAUGCCGCCCCCACCUGCGAUGGUUCUGGGAGCUGAGCCGUCCGUUCCGGUGGAGCCACAAGUGCCUCCAAGUCUUACGGCAGGUCUUCCAGAUCCCACAUCCAUUCAGCGCCAGAAGAGCGCAUAUUCUCGCGGGCUGGAUGACCAGUUGAAGCACGGGACGGAAGUUCUUGCACAGCAGCUGAAGCAACAGUCCGACAAUUUGUUCGCAAUGGGAGAUCAACGCAAGCGCCAGUAUGCCUUGCAGGUGGACCAAGAAAUUAAGCAGCGAGAAAUGGAGCUGGCGCAGCAGCACAACGAGCAGCUGCUGCUGCUUCAGCAAGCCGCGCAGCAGCAGAAGUCGGCCUUAGAGCACCAGGCGAAUGCGUUGCUCUUGGAGUUCAACCAGAAGAAAUCGCAAGAGGACUUGGCUUAUCAACAGUACCAGUUCCAGAAGCAGCAGUACGAGACACAGCUCCAAUACAAUGACGAGAUGAAGGAGCUGCAAGCGCAACAGCAUGCAGCAACUGCGCAGGUGGCUCAGCAACGUGCCUUCAUUGCCCAGCAAGCGGUCCAAGCUUCGCAGCAGGCAGCAGCAACAGCUCAGCAGGUUCGAGUGAACCGGGCGUCGGGAGGUCCUCCCAUGCCCAUCACGCUGAGUGCGGGAUCGUACUCGCGUUUGGUCCCUGCGCCCACAGCCUCGACCGCGUGCAUGAUGAACAACGUUCCAUCUGUACCGCAGGUCAGUGUCGUGCAGGAUGAGGCCUCCCAGUCUUGGCAAAGACUCGCAUGGCAAAGCCGGCCCAUGUGA